Thrips palmi is the source of this 2380-nucleotide messenger RNA. RefSeq lists its product as uncharacterized. Gene Ontology annotation, molecular function: ubiquitin protein ligase activity. NCBI's taxonomy places the organism in Eukaryota, Metazoa, Arthropoda, Insecta, Thysanoptera, Thripidae. Gene Ontology annotation, biological process: protein ubiquitination. The coding region runs from base 277 to 2004 and encodes 575 amino acids. The transcript is spliced from 9 exons. The record is from RefSeq and is a predicted model, not a curated record.
UCCAAAUCUAAAGGCGGUAAUAUUUCCACCCUUUACUGGCGGUAAUUUUGUAUUGGCGGUGUCCACGUUUUACCGCCAAUACGAAGGCGGUACAGAAAUUACCGCCCCAACAGAACUGUUUGUACCUCCUUUCGAGAGCUUUACCGCCUUUUUCUUGGCACUCUGAGGGAACGUUACGGGCGGUAAUAUUUUGUACCUCCUUUUACGCACCAUCUAAACGGCGCGCAAUUGGCGGUAAUACACUGUACCGCCGUUUUCCCUUCGGUUUGUAGGACCAUGGAGUGCCAGGUGUGCCUGGAGCAAUUCAACUUGGUGGAGCGUCGGCCGAAGGUCCUUCCAUGUGGGCACUCGUAUUGCUUGAAGUGUCUCCAGCAACUUCCGACCAAAGUGUGUCCCCUGGACAAAAAGGAAUUCCUCGCCGCCCCAGAAGAGUUGGUGGACAACUUCUCGCUGCUUGACACUCCCAACAGUGCGCCACGCUUCUGGUGCGUCUCGUGCAAGAAGGAGGCGUCGGCCGAGUGUGUGGAGGACCACGCCGUGCGCAGCCUCAAGAAGGAGCGAGCCGCGGAGGCGGAGCGGCACCUGGAGGCGCUGCAGCAGGGCAAGGAGGGCCUGUCCAAGCUGCAAGCAACGCUGGUGUCCGCCUACCACUACUUCGACCUGGAGAAAUGCUUGGAAAAGCUCCAGCGGGAAAUGGCUGAUCUGGACACGGCCCGGGAGCGCGUGCAGGACGCGAUGGAGGCGGACUCCGGUGGCUGGGAGCGGGCCAAGGAGACUGCAGUGCCAGGAGGAUUAGCCAGGGACGCUGUGCGUUUGCUGGCCGACCUGACGGACCCGUCGGUCGAGUGCAGUGUCACGGUGCGCCGCGGCGACGUCGCGGCGUGGGAGGGGGUCGUGAAGCCCGCGGGGAAGCCCGAGGCCAGACUCCUGCUGUGCCGACUGGCGUGCUUCGGACAGCUGAAACAAUCUGCCCAGCAAGACGAUCACCGCGAUGUUGCAGUACACUGGGAAGAGAGCACCAACACUGCGAACAUACCCGGGGCGCUCAUGAAGCCCUCAAUGGUGAUAGGCAGCAGAGUGGCGCGCGUCUGGAGACAUGGCCAGUGUGGCUACGAGAAGUACAAGGACUUCGAAGGCACACCUCCAGGGCCUGGAAUUGUGACUGCGUUUUGCUAUGAUGGAGAUGCGGUCAGUGUGAAGUGGCACCGCACUGGCCUGGUCGGCACGUAUUGGAUGAAGCCUUUUCAUUACGACCUCCGUCCGCUGCCACCGCAAAUGGAAGCGAAUGUUGGAGCCGCACCGAGGGCCCUUUGCGUCGAUUCCAUAAGUGCAUGCGCUGAUAUGAAACCCAAAUGGAAGCUACUGGCAGACACCAGCUUUGGCAAGGUCCACACCCUGGUCGGCCUGCACUGCGAGCCUGACCCUCAGUGGAGCCUGACCGUGCUCCAGCAGGUUGCGCCACACCUAGAGGGCCUGCAGCUAGUGACCCCCAAGCAGCAGCACAUCGAUUUGGUGGCGACAAUGUCGCGCCUCAAACACCUGUCCAUCACCAACUUGGCCGGGGAGCAGCUGCGGGAGGUGAGCAACAUGGCGUCGUUGCGCAGCCUGGAGGUACACUGCCAGUUUGCCGCCCCACUGCCGAAGCUCACCUUCCCAGCCACCCCCGUGGGCCUGCAGUGGCUGCGCUGCGGCGUGCACCCGCUGUCCACUGCCCUGGCCCUGGCGCGCGCGCACGCUGACACACUGGAGGAGCUGCAGCUGGUGGCGGCCUCACGGCUGCCGUACGGCUGCCCCGACCUGGCCCAGCAGCUGCAGCGCUGCGGCUUCAAGAAGCUCAAGAAGAUCGUUCUGCUGCGGCAGGACGCCUACGACAACUUCUGUCGCCAUGGCGAACCAAGCUGCAAAAAGCAGGCUUUGCACAUCAUGUACUUCCUCUCGGAGAGUAACCUUAGUGUGGACGUGCUGUGUUCUGCUUGCAACCCGGAGAAAUUUAAAACGAAGUGACUGCCAAUACUUUAUUUCACGAUCAGCUUACGCGCCACUGUUUUUGUCUGAUUUACAAUAAUAGUCAUUAAAUCAAAGUGAACUCUUGUCGAAUCUCGUAGCUCAAGUGAACAUAGCUGGGCACUUUUAUCAAUUUUUGAUCCACUCGGAGAUCAUUCUGGUCGUUUAUCUGUUUGUACGAUGUCACAAAUCUCACAAAAUCAGGUGGUUAUCCUAACGAAAUUCUCGCUUUUUCCUAUCAAGAUUUUAGUAUUGAAAACGUUUUUGUUACCAACAGAAAUGUAAUUUUGUAUUAUUUCUUAUGUGAAGUUAUGUUACACUUUUGAUAUAUAAAUUUGUGUUCGUAAUACAGAGUUUUGUGAAAUGAAAACUUAAA